Messenger RNA from Chelonia mydas (Green sea turtle), 2966 nucleotides. Its product is annotated as myeloperoxidase. Gene Ontology annotation, biological process: response to oxidative stress. Gene Ontology annotation, molecular function: heme binding; peroxidase activity. The transcript is spliced from 14 exons. The record is from RefSeq and is a predicted model, not a curated record. Bases 345 to 2492 code for a protein of 715 amino acids. NCBI's taxonomy places the organism in Eukaryota, Metazoa, Chordata, Testudines, Cheloniidae.
CUAAGUGUGUCGAUUGAGAGAGUGAAAAAUGCAUUAACUGACAAUUAGACUCUUUCACCAUUCAGUUCCCUAGAAGAUAAGGAACUGCACAGUAAAAUGUAGCCCUCUUCCCCUGUUCUAUGGAUGAAUCACAAAAGAAAUCUGUUGCCCGGAAAGAAAGAAGUGUGCAUUUCUCAACUUCAUCUAGGGAAGAAGCAGUAAAUAUUUCCUCUUGGCCCAGCCUGUCCCUAGAGGUGUUUCCUCUUGACAAAACCCAAAGCAAACUCUGUGAGUGCCAGCCCUGAGAUCAGUGCAGCUGCUAUAAAAGACCAAGUCACUGAGCGACCCUCACCAGCUGAGCAGAGAUGGCAGGGAUCACCCUCUUCGGAUUCUUGGUGACCCUGAGCCUGAGCCAGGCAUCUGGAUCUUCCAUAAAUGAUAUCUUGGAGACACUGCCAGAUCCAUUCUUUCUGAGCAGCACUGAUGAAGCCAAGGAGCUGGUGGAUGCUGCAUACAAGUACGAACGGGACAGAGCAAAAGAGACCAUAGGGGAAAUGGAUGUCAGGCCCUCAGAUUUCCUGAAACAUUUAAAGGAGCCAGUGGCAGGAACCAGGUCUGCAAUCCGAGCUGCUGAUUACAUGGAAACCACCCUGAGCCUCCUGAAGAAGAAGCUGCUUCGGAUCGUGAAAGGAAAGUUUAAUAUCACAGAUGUACUAAGUAGGAAGCAGAAGGAAAUUAUUUCCAAGGCAACUGGUUGCGACUAUCAGAUCCGUUCCAUUAGGUGCCCGAGGAGUAGCAUUUACCGGACCAUUACUGGAGAAUGCAACAACAGGAAGCAUUCUUAUUUUGGAGCUUCCAAUCACGGAUAUGCCCGAUGGCUCCCGGCGGAGUAUGAGGAUGGAGUGUCUCUUCCCAGAGGAUUAAUUGAAGGAAAACUUUACAAUGGAUUUCCGCUCCCACUGGUUCGAAAAGUGUCAAAUGAAAUAAUUCACACAGCCAAUGAGAAUGUCACUGAAGACCAGGAGCGCUCUCUCAUCUUCAUGCAGUGGGGUCAGUGGGUUGAUCACGAUUUGGACUUAGCCCCUUUCACAACUACAAAAAUCGACCAUAAAGAAGUUCAUUGUGAGACCAGUUGCACCUUUGAGCCACCUUGCUUCCCAAUUAAGAUUCCCCCUCAUGAUCCACGAAUUAAGAACCCAAAUACUUGUAUGCCAUUCGUCCGUACAGCUCCAGUGUGCAAUGCCAGAACAUUUGUGCGAGAGCAGAUCAAUGCAAUCACCUCAUUCUUGGAUGCCAGCAUGGUGUAUGGCAGUGAAGUACCUCUAGCUAAGAGUCUUAGGAAUCAGACAAACCAGCUUGGUUUGAUGGCGCUGAACCAGAACUUUACGGAUGCAGGGUUGGGAUUACUGCCCUUUGAGAACAAAUCCCAAAGCCUCUGUUUAUUCACAAACAAGAUCAUGAAUAUCCCCUGUUUUAAAGCAGGUGAUGCACGAGCAACUGAAAAUCUGGGACUAACAGCUAUACACACACUCUUUGUGCGGGAGCACAAUCGCUUGGCUAUCGAGUUGAAGAAAUUAAAUCCAUGCUGGGAUGGAGAGAAGCUCUACCAGGAGGCUCGAAAAAUCAUAGGUGCCAUGACCCAGGUAGUAACAUACAGAGACUACUUGCCACUUCUGCUUGGAGAUGAGACUGAGAAGGAAAUACCAUGCUAUGGGGGCUAUGAUGAGUCUGUGGAUCCCACCGUGGCAAAUGUAUUUUCCUUGGCUUUUCGGUUUGGUCAUAGUUCAAUACAGCCUUUUGUGACCCGUUUAGAUGAUCAUUUCCAACCUUUGGGUCCACAUUUCCGGGUCCCUCUUCACCUCACAUUCAGUGCUUCCUGGAGGGUUGUAAUGGAAGGUGGCAUUGACCCGCUUCUCCGUGGUCUGCUGGUUGACCAUGCAAAACUAAUGAAACAGAACCAAAUGAUGAUUGAGGAGCUCCAGGAGCGGCUUUUUGAACAGGUAGAAAUAAUUGGACUGGAUCUAGCAGCCUUAAACCUGCAACGGGGAAGAGAUCAUGGUCUUCCAGGGUAUAACGCCUGGAGGCAAUUCUGUGGGCUUUCACAGCCUCGCAACUUAGCUGAACUCUCUGAAGUGCUGAGAAAUCGUAAGCUAGCCAAGAAGUUCAUGGACCUGUACGGGACACCAGACAAUAUUGACAUCUGGAUUGGGGCUAUGGCAGAGCCGUUUGUUCCCAAUGGCAGAGUGGGACCUCUCCUGGCUUGCAUCAUUGGAUCUCAGUUCAGGAAAUUGCGAGAUGGGGACAGGUUCUGGUGGGAGAAUCCCGGGGUUUUCACUCCACAGCAGCGCCGUGCCCUGAGCAGCAGUUCAUUGCCACGGGUUCUCUGUGAUAACACUCGCAUUAGAGAGGUGCCCAGGGACGUGUUCAGGGUCAACCGCUAUCCUGAGGACUUUGUGAACUGCAGAAUGAUCGACCAUCUUGACUUGUCACCUUGGAGACAACGCAGUAACUAGGGAGUGGAAGAACAAGCAUCCAGUGACUCCUUAUGAUGGAAGCUGAGAUUUCCUUGGAGGGCUGGAUUCAGGAUGCUGCUGGCAAGGAUUCUUCACUCCUUUCAGUCUAACCCCCCACUGACUUUUGCUGGCUGGAAUGCAUGGCCUAGCUGCUGCCAUUUUGCCUGUGUUUGUGUUGAUUUUCUUCCAUUUGCAAAAACUUCCAACCCUGUAAUUAGCUUGCAAGUGGCCAUUGCUAAAAGAACUAGGAUUAGAUAAUAACACUAGCUAAAGAAGUCCAGAUUGAAUUGAAGCCCAUGAGUGCAGAUUUACAAGUUAGUGAUUGUAGGCUGCCUACUGGCACCUAUUUUUGUGAUUCUUCAAUUUCUUUAUAAUACAGAUGAUUGAUUCUCUUUCUGGUUUCUCUGAAUGGUGAAUGGGCAAGUUGUACACAUUUAAGAUAUUAUCUCAAUAAAGCCUGAUUUAUGCAAAAGU